AUGCUCAGCCCUUCUGUCACCACUGUCCUUGCACUGUUGUCAGGCUUUACUGCCGCGGCCUCUCAACCCAGACAGGCAAAAACUUGUACUGUGAAGUCUGGCGGGAGCAACGGGACUGAUGAUGCUCCUGCAAUCAUACAAGCAUUUCGGGAGUGUGGACAAGAUGCCACGGUUAUUUUUGAGCCUACGACUUACCAUGUCAAUUCCGUGAUGAAUAUCACUUGGCUGAACAACGUCAAAGUAGACCUUCAAGGCACCCUCUCUUGGGGAACCAAUAUCUCGUAUUGGCUCAACCAUUCUAUGCCAGUUGGAUAUCAGAACCAGUCUACAGCCUUCAUCUUAGGUGGGGACAAGGUCACUGUUGAAGGGCAUGGCCACGGGACUUUUGAUGGCAAUGGUGAUGACUGGUACCGCUUCAUUCGGCAGCAGCCGAACACAUCGAACUAUCCAGGAAGGCCGCAUGCUAUCACGUUCAAUGGCUUAACAAAUUCUGUGGUCCGAGGCGUGAGGUUUUUAAGGAGUCAGAUGUGCCAUAACAAUACGUUUGACAGCAUCUUCAUCAACAAUACCGGUAACAGUGUACAAAGCUCUAAUACCGAUGGUGCCGAUACCUUCUUCUCCUCCUCUAUCAAAUUCAACAAUUGGACGGUUUACAACGGCGAUGACAGUAUCUCCAUGAAGGCGAACAGCACUGACAUCAGUGUCACAAAUUCUAAGUUCUACAAUGGUUUGGGCAUCGCUUUGGGCAGCAUUGGACAGUACAAAGGCGCAUUUGAAACAAUUGAAAGACUGCACUUCGAAAACAUAUCGUACUUCAAUACAUUACACGCGGUCUACGUAAAGACUUGGACAAACGACCAGAAUGGUUACCCGCCAAAUGGAGGAGGCGGUGGCCUUGGCUUUGCUUCAAAUAUAUCUGCCAGUAACCUCGAGAUGGAAGGAAUGCGCGGUGGCGCCUUCACCAUCUCCCAAUGCACCCGUUUCUCAGGCGCACCCGGGACUGGUAACUGCACAAAUUCACAGUUCCAAAUACGAAAUCUCGAGAUCCGAAAUGCGCGCGGUACCACGAAGAACAAGAAUGUCGCGAGCUUUCAGUGCAGCGCCGUGGCACCAUGUACCGACAUUGGUAUUUUCGACAUCAACGUGACUUUCACCAAUGGGACCGCUGCAAAGGACUAUCUCUGUGGUAAUGUUGUGAACCCGCAAGGCUUUGAGUGCACUGGGCCGCCCCCAAGGGCCCAAGACGAAGCCAUGCCACGUAAAGAGGCCCCUGGCGUUGAAUGCACCGGCGGCUAUAAGAACAAAGUCGUCCUGGGGGAAGAGAACAAACCAAGGCUGGUUAGAAUUUGGGAUGACAAGAAAGAAAAGGUCUUGCACGUCAUCGAGGUGAAGGCAGGAGAAACCAUCCGGCGCUACGUCCUGGGAUCUCCAAGAAAGGCUUUAUUUGUCACCGUUGAUGACAUGAAGCAGACAAUUGUAAAAAAGACGUGGCUCAGCCACCAAGACAGGGAACUGGCUGAGUCGCUCGUCCAGGAGAUCCGCAAACAGUUCCUGAGGCCAGAGAAGCCCAUCAGGAUCAGUGCGGAUGCCGACCAGCCCGCAUUGGUCGAGGCGCUUGAUGGACUGCAAGUCCUGUCACACCUCAUGAAAAAGAGAAUCAACAGGGAGGUUAAGCCGGCUGUACCGCCUAAAAUUUACUGCGUGCUGAUGAAAGAAGAAGAAAGAGCAAGUUUCCUGGCCGCAGCUGAAAAAUCAUUCGCUAAGAAGCGCGUGGAGACCGCCGCAGGUCAGGAACCGGCGGGUGAAGAAGAGGCAAAGGCAGAUACGAAGAACUACUUCAAUCAGAUCCUCCCCGACGGCAUCGGGUCUCAAGGUCACCAUUACAUCAGAAUCGAAAACGAAAAGAAGGAGAAGGUGGCCUCCUUGUGGACGACAUAUGACAAGAAAACCAAGGUGUCAUUCUGUCACCACAUCGAGGUUGAGCCUGAGAAGCGGGGGAUGGGUUUCGGCACCAAGGCGGUGGCAGUCUGGGAGCGUGUGGCCUUCAAUCAGGGGGCCAAGGAGAUCUGGGUGGUCCUUUUCGGCAAGAAUAAGCGAGCGGACAAGAUGUUCUUGCGCGCAGGGCUCACCAACGUAUCGACCGCCUAUCGCAUCAGGGACUAA
This is a messenger RNA of Diaporthe amygdali, 2163 nucleotides long. RefSeq names its product polygalacturonase. The transcript is spliced from 7 exons. Bases 1 to 2163 code for a protein of 720 amino acids. Lineage: Eukaryota; Fungi; Ascomycota; Sordariomycetes; Diaporthales; Diaporthaceae. Gene Ontology annotation, biological process: carbohydrate metabolic process. The record is from RefSeq and is a predicted model, not a curated record. Gene Ontology annotation, molecular function: acyltransferase activity, transferring groups other than amino-acyl groups; polygalacturonase activity.